Molecule: messenger RNA, 5420 nt
Organism: Zerene cesonia (dogface butterfly)
Lineage: Eukaryota; Metazoa; Arthropoda; Insecta; Lepidoptera; Pieridae
Exons: 16
Coding region: 282-4502 (1406 amino acids)
Biological process (GO): Notch signaling pathway; membrane protein ectodomain proteolysis
Cellular component (GO): plasma membrane
Molecular function (GO): metalloendopeptidase activity
Source: RefSeq, a predicted model, not a curated record
AGAUGGAACGUUGCCGUCGAUUGUCGAGUAGAUAGUGUGCUUACAUUUAUGUUUUGAAGAGAGAUGUUAUGACGAGUCUUUGUUUCCGAAAAAGUACUGUUUUUUUUAAAGUUACAAGUCAAAUAAUGUGAAUAAUCGCGUACAUUAAUAUUACGCGAUUGCACCUCAAUGCAUUUUUCCAAAGUAUGAUCGUGCCAAUAGGAGUUAGAAUAAUACUUAGGUGUUCAUAUUGGUUAAGUUCUGUGAAUCUUGUGCCAAUAAUGAGAUAGUGGAGUGUCGUGAUGUGGUUGUGGAACAUGUGGGGAGUGGUGUGGAUCGUCGAGGUUCUGGCGCUCGUCGUGGGGGUUGACUCGACGCCUUUGGAGCCAGGGCUGCCGUCGUCUCGAGGGUUGACAUUAACUCCAUUCGUUCGUCACUGGCAACCGGCGGAAUACCAGCCGCUCGGGCUGCGGCGGCGGCGAGCGGCGGCGCCCCGAUCUGCGCCUUCCACACCCCUGCGUUUGUCAUUCAAAGCACAUAACAGAGAAUUCCGGCUCGUCCUGCAACCAGACCCCAGUUCGGUGUUCGCUGAAGACGUCCAGUUCCAUACAACCGCCGGGCCCAUGGACUACAACACCGCUCAUGUAUACUCGGGAAAGCUUGAAGAUGACGAGUCUUCACAUGUUUAUGGAGUCAUUACAGCAGACGGUCUUUUCGAUGGUACAAUAUGGACAUCGACUGAAGAGUACUAUGUAGAGCCACUAUCUCGAUACAAUGUCGAUCAUCCGAAUAUGCACAGCGUCAUCUACAGACGUUCGGAUGUUGAUCACCCUCACUACAACAGAGAUAUCUCACAUUGCGCCUCUCAUCUUCUUCAUAUUAAAGGAACUAUCGGGCAACACGGAGAACUUUUAAACUUCACUCAAGAAUUAAGUAUCACAGAAAUUCCAUUUAACAAUAAGACAGAAGAUUUAGGAACCGAAAUAAACAGACGAAAAAAGAGAUGGCUUCCUGAAGACGAAAUGCAAGAUGAUCAGCCAAAGAAGAAUCCUGAUUUACCGCUAGAUUUAGACGUUCCAUACACUAGUAAUAGCGAUCCUUUCGAUAAAUUUAGCACGAGAAAACCGAAGACCAAAAUCGAUAAAAGUAACCUCAUCACAAAAGUGCGACUCGAUUCGGAGGAAUCGAGACCGAAACCAAAGACUCACGUGGAAGUGAUAAAAACUAAAGCAGGAGUAGUGACUGUUAGUAAAGAUAUUGUUAAGAAGGAGCCAGUUGGAUAUACAAUUCUGUCAGCGAAUGCGAGCGACGACGGAAGACACGUUAAUAAAAGGGCAACAGUUGAUCCUAGAAAAACUACUUGUCUAGUCUAUUUACAGGCAGAUCACAUGUUUUAUCAGCGUUACGGCUCCGAGGAAGCCUGUAUUGAAGUAAUGACACGACAUGUGCAGAAAGUUAAUGCUAUUUAUAAAGUAACAGAUUUUAAUCAAGAUGGUAAAGCAGAUAAUAUUACGUUCAUGAUAAAAAGGAUAAAAGUUCACACUUUAGACGCGCUUAAAGACCCUGCGUAUCGCUUUCCGAAUAAUUAUGGCGUCGAGAAAUAUCUAGAACUUUUUUCAGAGGAAGAUUACGACGCAUUUUGCUUAGCGUAUAUGUUUACGUACCGUGAUUUCGAGAUGGGCACAUAUCAUUAUAGAGGCAGCAUGAAGUCUUUAAACACAGGCAUCGUGACCCUUCUUAAUUACGGCAAGCACGUGCCGCCGGCGGUGUCCCACGUGACUCUUGCUCAUGAGAUCGGCCAUAAUUUUGGUUCGCCGCAUGACCCAGAAGUGUGUACGCCGUUCGGCGAAGACGGUAAUUACAUAAUGUUCGCACGAGCCACGAGCGGCGAUCGUAAGAAUAACAAUAAAUUUUCGCCGUGCUCCUUACGAGCGAUAGAUCCAGUACUUAAUAAUAAAGCACGUUCGCCUAAGGGAUGCUUCACAGAACCACAGCCAGCAAUUUGCGGCAACGGAGUGGUGGAAGAAGGAGAAGAAUGCGACUGCGGCUGGGCGUCCGAAUGCACGGAUGUAUGCUGCAGGCCGCAAGCUGUAAGGCCACACUACAAGCCGUGCACGCUCACCGAACAUAGCGUGUGCAGUCCUAGUCAGGGUCCCUGCUGCACAGCGUCCUGUACUCUCAAAUUCGGGGACAAAUGUCGGUCAGACAACGGGUGUCGUGACGCGGCACAUUGCGACGGCAAGCGCGCCGCCUGCCCCGCCAGCCGGCACAAGCCGAACAGGACGCGCUGUGAUAAGGAGCUCGUCUGCUUUAUGGGAGAGUGUACCGGCUCCAUCUGCCUCGCGUACGGGCUGGAGUCGUGCCAGUGCGCGCCGCGCAAGGACGACCCGCGCUCCGCGUGCGAGCUGUGCUGCCGCAAGCCGGGCGGGCCCUGCCUCUCGUCCUUCCACUGGAACACGCCGCCGUACGACGUGCCCGAUAUGUACGCUAAGCCGGGCACGCCUUGUAAUGAUUAUAAUGGUUACUGCGACGUGUUCCAACGCUGCCGCGAGGUGGACCCGUCGGGCCCGCUGGCGACGCUGCGCAAGCUGCUGCUGUCGGACGAGAGCAUCGCCGGCUUCAAGCGCUGGGUGUUGCGCCACUGGUACGCCGUGCUGCUCAUACUGCUCGCUGUCAUUGCGCUCCUGGUGGCCAGUACCCGUUUCCUGGGUCGUCACGCUAAGAAGAUCAAAUCAGUCACAAUCAUUCACUCAUCAACUACAGAAACUGUCCGCCUGCCGGAUGCCGGUGAUCAGAUGAUUGUUCAUACUGCUGUCAGGUCGAAACUUCCUCUAAAGAAGAAAGUAGCACUCCGCACACGCGCCUAUAGAGGCAAGAAGGAUCAAGCAAAUAAACAGAGUGACAAAGCGUCGCCUUCGCAUGCCGCCAAAAACGGCAAGAAACGGAAACCAACUACUCAAGCGAAAUUAGAUGAUGCUAUUAAAGUAGCCAAAGAAGCGACUGCCGUUGUAACUAAUGCAGAUGGGAAGUCGCCGAAACACGUGAUAUUAUCUAAGCAUAAGGGAAAAAUCAAGAAAAGAAAGUUAAAAGUGAAAAAGGAAACAAUAGACUACAGUUCAAUGCAAAAACAUCCGUCUUCGCCGAUAAAGGACACUGAAGCUUUAACAAAAGUUCAGAAGUGGCUGCUCAGCUCACCUCAGCCCACGUCAAUACCCAAGUCGAAAUCAAUACCCGUAGGACUUACUGAGAGAACACAUAGACAAAUUUCCAAAGGCUCUAGAAAAGCGAGACCUUCUAAGAGCGCCACAAAUCUGUUCUCUGGAGAGAAAGCUAGACUACAAGUAGUGUUCAAACCUCCAUUUAGAUUUAGUGUUAAAAUUUGUAAAAGCGAUAAAACUAAAGUCGUUCUAGAUAAGUCUUCAAAACCUGAACUAGAAAGAAAACGCCACGAUUCACUACCUCAACAGACUUGCCCUGCUGAUCCUGGAAAAUCGAAUCUUAAUAUUAAACCUAAACAUUUAAAUUCAAAUAAAAAUACAAUAGACAAUACAACGAAUGCCCAAAUGGACGCGUCUCAGCCAGAGAAUGUCGUUCAUGGGUAUGAAAACUUGCUACCUCACAGUACAAGUGAUUGCAAACUGGGAAAGAAAUCGUCUGAAAAUAAAGUUCGAGCUGGUCACAAGAAAAGCAACUCUGUGGGCCAAAAACGCGACACGACCGAGAGUCGUCAAAAUCUCAUAUCUCAAGAUGAUUUUGAUAACACUCACGUUUAUGAAAACGUCGUGUUGUCACAAGACACAUUCGUUCCAAAGAGUUGUAGUAUGCCACGAAGGCAAAACUCCGCUGUCAUAUCACGGCAGAGCAGUUAUGGCCAUCUACCUCGAGCCCAAAUCCGCCCACAUAGACAUAGUACUAACAAUAUAAGCAGGUCUCGAAAUAAUAGCAACAGUGGAUUAGAACACUUUUACAAUAUCAUUGAGACGUUAAGGCGAGACAACGCAAACACUUGUAACACAAACACUAGUAGUUCCUCUGGGAGUAGUCGUGAGAUUUCCAAGGGCAGUAUAAAACAAGGGAAUAGAACUUCCCGGCAAAAUAGUCUAGUCGAUGGCCGACCGAGUAUUUCUGAAACAGCCAAACUAAAAAGACAACUCAGUGAAAUAGAGCUUGAUAAAUCUCAAAACAACGAUAAUAAGCUUAGGGGCUUCCAAUUAGUAGUGGGCAAAGAAAAGCUUAAGCGACAAUUGAGUGACAAUGAACUAACAAGGUCACGCUUACAGCUGGCGAUGCCGAUGUCUGCGGGGGCAGAACCGCGACAGCCAUUUUGUUGGAAUAAACGAGCCAGUUUGGACUGUGAGGAGUCAUUGCCAGCGAUCCGCGCUCCAAAACCUCGUAACAACACAAAACGCACGACGUAUACGUUUGGCGAACUGAAAAACACCGUCCCGAAUGCCAGCGAAGCGUCGACAGCAGACGGCAUCCACAUCUCACCAGAAGAAUUUCUCAAAAUAAUCGAUAACUAGAAUUUCGUGUGGACAUUUAGGUGAUAAUAAAUAUUUCCAAGAACAAAAAUAAUCGCUGUGUACAUUGUUAGGUAUAUGCGAUGUGUAUCUAUUGCUAAUUAAUGUAAAUAUUGUAUUCGCUUCUUUAAUAUUAAGAAUAAACAAACCUGCCACUGAAACAGACCAUUGUUUAGUUGAAGUGUGUUGUCCUUUGUGACUUACCUGUACAAAAAUAGUACUAAAUAUUUUGAUACAUCAAACAAUUUACUAACAGAUUUAAACAUCUAACCGUUUUAAAUGAAUAUCCAUCUGUGUACUUUUAUUUAAAUUAAAUUUUGGUAGGGCUACUCAUCAGAUCGUCGUCAGGUCCCAAUUUUUGUUAUUUGAAUUUAAAUAGUUAAUUAUAUGAAACUUAUUUACUUAAACUACCAAUGGUCUUGUUUCACUGUAUGAUCUCUAUAAAUGAAUCUCUAUUUUUUCUACAUAACCUAUUGUACAAAAUGACUCAUACCUAUGUAAAGUGUUCAUAUAGUAUUAUUUCAAAUUAUUCGUGUAUGUAUUUUAUGUUUGACUCUUCGUAUAUUUCUUUUACAAACUAACUCAUAUUUACUGGCAUUAUUUCAAUGUUGAUAAUAUUAUAAAUAAGUAAGUAAUGUGGUAAGUACAAUAAAAUAAUAAUUAUCAAGCUAUUUAAUGAAUUUCGCUUUUUAUAUUUUAUUUUAAAUGUCUGUCAAUUAAAUAUGUCAAUCUGUUAAACGUUAAAAUAUUUUAUAUAAUUCCUUUGAAAUAUCCAUACAAAACUGCUAAAUGCCAAUUAUCAUACUAAAAUUAGGGCCAUAUAACGUAUUCGAUUAAUAUAAGAGUAUAAAUAAAAUAUUAUAAUUAUGGAUUGUCUAACAUCAAAAGUUGUGUUAUACAAAUUUAGGUAGGCGUAGGAGA